AUGGUUAACACGCUCCCCUUCCGCGACAUUCAGGUCCCCUCGCCCGGCUUCGGUGCGAUGGGCCUUAGCUUCGGUCUUGGCAGCAACUUGAGCCUUGAGGAGGCCGAGCCGGUCUUGUUGAAGGCAAUUGAACUGGGUUGUACGUUUUGGGAUACUGCUGUUGUCUACCAAGCCGGUGUGAACGAGAAGCUGCUCGGAGAUUUUAUCCGGAAACACAAUGUUCGUGACAAGAUCUUCAUUGCCUCGAAGUGUGGCUUCGACGUCUUCUCCGGACAGGGUGCUGUCACCAACUCCGCCUCGCAUAUCAAGGAGUACAUCGAGGGCACCACUGAGCGAUUGGGGUUCGCUCCUGACCUAUACUAUUUGCAUCGCAUUGAUCCUAACACCCCUCUUGAGGAGUCUAUUCCCGCUCUUGAUGAAAUCCGCAAAGCAGGAAAGACCAAGUACAUUGGUCUUUCGGAGUGUUCGGCCGCUACCUUGCGGAAGGCCAACUCUAUUGCCCCGAUCGAUGCCGUCCAAGCCGAGUACUCCGCUUUUGAGACCCUGCACGAGACAGACGGCUUGAUUGAUACGGCCAAGGAGCUGGGAAUUGCCUAUGUCGCCUACAGUCCCCUAGGCCACGGCUGGCUGGUCGAUGACUUCCACUACAAAUCCCCCGACGACUUUGCGCCGGAUGACUUCCGUCGAAAUAUUCCUAAGUUCCAAGGCGAGAAUUUCUAUAAGAACCGCGCCAUCGUGGAUGAAAUCAAGACCCUUGCUGAUCGGAAGGGCUGCUCAAUCACCCAGGUCGCGUUGGCGUGGGUUGCUGCACAGGGUUUUAUUGCUAUCCCGGGGACCACUAAGGCGGCCCGUCUAGAACAGAACUGGGCAUCAAGGAAUGUGGAAUUGACGGAGGAGGAGAAGAAGGAAAUGCGGAGGAUCAUCGACGCCGCCAAGCCGCACGGUAACCGAUAUGCUCCUGCUCAGCAGGCUAUGGGAAAAGCUCGGGUCAAGAUGAUUUUAGGGCGCUAUUUUACCGCCAUCAUCAAUUUCUUUGGCUUUCCGCCCUCUUUCGGACCCCAGCAAGGAGUGUUGGGUCCAAAUGUACCCGCUGAGCACCAUGACGCCGAUGCCUUGACCUUCGUUCCGCCCGGUGUCAGCGAGUCCGAAACAGAGAUAAUAAAAUGCGACUACCCUGAUAUGAAGGGAUACAAAUUUGUGUCCGGCCCAGAGAAUCGGGGCGGUUGGUUGGAGAGUUCAGACCCCGACAAGGAAGACUAUAAUAUAUACACCAAUUACGAAACUAAAUGGCCAAAGGGUGUGGUGCGCAAGUAUCAUGUCACCGUUGAUGAGGCAGAGGUGACCCUCGAUGGCGUGAAAUUCCCCAACGCAAAAGUUUUCAACAAACAAUGGCCCGGUCCAUGGAUCCAGGCAUGUUGGGGCGAUGAAGUCCAGAUCACGGUGAGAAACAAUCUGGCUUAUAACGGCACUGCGAUUCAUAUGCAUGGUAUUCGAAUGCUGGACAGUAACCUGAACGAUGGAGUUCCCGGCGUAACUCAGUGCCCCAUUCCUCCAGGCCAAAGCUUCACGUACAACUUUACCGCAACUCAAUAUGGAACCACUUGGUAUCAUAGUCAUUAUAGCCUGCAGUACACGGACGGUGUGCUUGGGCCACUGACUAUUCACGGCCCUGCUUCUGGUGAUUAUGAUAGCGCGAUUGAUCCUUUCAUAAUGGGAGACCAUAACCAUCGCAGUGCAUUCCAGGAUUACUACCAAGAGCAGUUUUCGAACUCGUCGCAAAACCGCUCACCUCCGAAGAUGUCGAGCAUUAUCAUUAAUGGCAAAGGGAACUACGCCGGUUCCUUUCCAGAAAGACGAUAUACCAAGCAUGUCAAACCGAACGAGAGGAGGCUGCUGCGACUGAUAAAUACAUCGUCGGAUUCAACCUAUAUAUUCAGUAUAGAUGAUCAUGAGUUCGAGGUUAUUGGUGCUGAUUUGGUCCCCAUCGAGCCGUAUACGACAGCAAAUAUAACUAUUGGCAAUGGACAACGCUACCAUGCUAUACUGAAAACAAAAGACCCUCACCAGCUCUGGGAUAACCAAGCGUUUUGGAUUCGAACCCAGCCCGCUGAGGGAUGUCAUAACUUCGAGACUAUCCCGGAUGCGAGACAAGGGAUUCUCUGGUACGGAGAUGAGAAAAAGGCACCCAUUCCCACUACGAAUGCGCAUUCUUACAGUGCACUCUGUCGGGACGAACAAGGCUGGAAGCCAAAAGUACCUUGGACAAUCCCAGCUCUCAAGGAAGGAGAACGAAAGGAGCUGAACAUGCCGAACUCCACCAUCAAACUCGACCAGUGGUUACUUCCGAAGCAACGGGAGGAGGAAACUGAUACUUUGGUCAAUCACUGGAAGGCCAUGAAUAGCACGGCCUGGGUCGAUUAUAGAGCACCUACCGUCCAGCAUCUCGAUCCCCCAUACGCAGAAAACGCAGUUGUCUACCCUGUGGAACCUAAUGUACGCCAUAGAGGCUGGCACUACAUGGUGAUUAUCGGGGGUAAUCAGAAUAACCCUAGUAAUGUAAAAGGAGGAAGGCUCAUUCCCGCGGCACAUCCUAUCCACCUUCACGGUCAUGAUUUCGCGCUUCUCCAGCAGUCUAGUGACAAGUAUGUUGACCAUUCGUCGCUGAAGCUGACCUACGACAAUCCGCCUCGCCGCGAUGUCGUACUCCUGCCAAAGAACGGAUUCAUCGUGAUUGCAUUUAAGACAGAUAAUCCUGGACCUUGGGUCCUCCACUGCCACAUUGCUUGGCAUGCGUCGGCCGGUUUGGCCUUCCAAGCCCUGGAGCGAAAGGACAUAUUCAAAGAACAACUUGCUAAAAGAACACCCCAGUGGCAGAAAGACCAGUUGGAACAGAACUGCAAGGAUUGGAAAAAAUGGCAGAAUAACUACGGUAACCACUUUGAUCAGCAAGACCGCUUCCAGGACGACUCAGGAAUUUGA
Messenger RNA from Aspergillus affinis, 2979 nucleotides. RefSeq lists its product as uncharacterized. The transcript is spliced from 14 exons. Bases 1 to 2979 code for a protein of 992 amino acids. Gene Ontology annotation, molecular function: oxidoreductase activity; copper ion binding. The record is from RefSeq and is a predicted model, not a curated record. Lineage: Eukaryota; Fungi; Ascomycota; Eurotiomycetes; Eurotiales; Aspergillaceae.